Messenger RNA from Monoraphidium neglectum, 1959 nucleotides. RefSeq names its product glutamine synthetase. Gene Ontology annotation, molecular function: glutamine synthetase activity. The transcript is spliced from 3 exons. The record is from RefSeq and is a predicted model, not a curated record. NCBI's taxonomy places the organism in Eukaryota, Viridiplantae, Chlorophyta, Chlorophyceae, Sphaeropleales, Selenastraceae. Gene Ontology annotation, cellular component: cytoplasm. Bases 1 to 1959 code for a protein of 652 amino acids.
AUGCAGAUGGGAGAGAAGGUACUGGCGGAGUACAUCUACAUAGUCGAUCCUGCCCUGGGCGAGCUCCAGAGCAAGACGGUGGUGCUUGAGGGCGGACGGCCGCAGAGCAGCGAUGAGCUGCCGCCGGUGGAGUUGCAGACAGAGUGCGGCGAGCUCUAUCUGCAGCCGCGGUCGAUCUACUCCGACCCGUUGCGGGGUGGGGAGCACAUACUGGUUAUCUGCGACGCUCACGUGCCGCCGCAGCUGGGCACUGGCGAUCUGCACUCGCGGCCACACGACGCCAACUCACGUGCGGCAUGUGCAGAGGUCAUGGCAGCUGUGGCGGGGGCAUGCCCUGUAUUUAGCAUGGAGCAGGAGUACACAGUGCUCGACCCAUUCACUGGCCUGCCGCCCGGCGUGUUCGCCGCGGGGGUGCCCAUCUACGUGCCGGGCGCCGGCGGCGGCGGGGGCAGCUGGCCAGCCGCGAGCCAUCACAGUUACGAGAGCGAGUCGCCCUGGGGCAGCCCCUGCGAUGGCACGGUGCCGCUGGCGAGCGGCAGCCCUGGCAGCGGUGGGUCGUGCGGCGGCGCGCUCGCCGCGUCACUCUCGGCGCUGCCCGGCGGCGCCGCAGCGGCUGCACGGCUGCUGCUGCAGGCGCACGCACAGCCGCAGCACCCACGUGGCUCGCCGGCCGCGCGGCGUGCGCGGCAGCUGUCUGAGCUGCACAUGCGCGCCUGCAUCAAGGCCGGCCUGCGCUACGCGGGCUCUGCCUGUGCUGCCUCGUGCUGCGACUGCUGGACCUACCGCAUUGGCCCCUGUGCGGGCGGCCUGGAGGCGGGCGACCAGCUCUGCGUGUCACGGUUCCUGCUGCGGCGCCUGGGGGAGGAGCUCUCAGUGGACGUUGGCCUGAAGCCACGCCCUUGCAGCGCGCAGCACGGCAGCACGGCUCCGGGGCUCCACGCCGCCGCCGCCGCCGCCGCGUGUCACGGCGGCCCCGGCGGCUGCAGCACCGAGUUCAGCACCGCCGCGAGCCGCGCCGCGCCCGAUGGCAUCUGCGAGAUGCAGCGCAUGAUAUCGCGCCUCCAGGCUGCCCACCCACGGCACUCGCCGGGCUUUGCCGGCGCGGCCACUGCUGCAAGCGGGUCUGCAGCGUCGUCGUUCUCAGUGGCUGUCGGCGACCGGCGUGCGGCGAUCGUAAUCCCCACCAGCGCGCUCGUUUCGAGGUCGGGGGCGUUUGUGGACCGUCGCCCGGCCGGGGACUGCGACCCCUACCUUUCCACCGCCCUGCUGGCGGCCGGCGCGCUAGGCCUGCCACUGCCGCCACUUGCCGAAAAGCUGCUCGCCAUGCGCCAGCCGCCCUCGGCUCACAGCCGUGCCUCAGCGCUGCUCAUGUUCAAGCCGGCGCACGCAGCGCCCACCUGCGGCGCCACUCCCGGCGGUGACAGCCUGCGUGCCGCUGCCGCGCUCAACGCUGCGGCGGCGGCAGCGCGGCAGCAGCCAGCAGCCUUUGGCGCUGCGGCCCAGCCGCUGUCCCUCCAGCAUGACCGCUCGGCAUCUUUUAGGGGCAGCUUUGGCGGAAUCCCCUUUGGUGGCGCCGGGGUCCCUUGCACCGCAGCCUCCCCUGCCAUGGUCAGGUGGGCCAGCGGCGGCCCCGCCCCGCGCGUCGAAGACGCCAUGGCCUGCUGCGAUAACGACGAAGGUGACGUCAGCGGUGCGGACGAUGACUUCAGCGAGGAGGGCGAGGCCAGCGAGGAGAUGCUAAUCUCAGAGAUCUGUCGCAUCGACCGCCAAGCCGCACGGCGCGGACGACCCGGCAAGCUUGUGCGCUGCGGCGAGAGCGGGGCUGGGUUGGGCGCUGAGGGGGGCGCGCGCUCCGAGGACGACGGCGACGAGGAUUUUGACGAGUCCGAGGGCGAGGAGGAGGACAGCGCGUCGUCGCUGGCCGCGGGCGUGCGGCCGUUGGCGCUGCCUGCCGCGUGA